Molecule: messenger RNA, 759 nt
Organism: Caenorhabditis briggsae
Lineage: Eukaryota; Metazoa; Nematoda; Chromadorea; Rhabditida; Rhabditidae
Gene: Cbr-swsn-3
Product: Protein CBR-SWSN-3
Exons: 4
Coding region: 1-759 (252 amino acids)
Biological process (GO): negative regulation of DNA-templated transcription
Cellular component (GO): SWI/SNF complex
Molecular function (GO): nucleosomal DNA binding; nuclear receptor binding
Source: RefSeq, a predicted model, not a curated record
AUGUCUUCCCGUGGUCCUAAAGUACCAGAGAGACCACUACAACCGUACAUGCGAUACAGUCGUAAGAUGUGGCCAAAAGUUAGAGCCGAAAAUCCGGAUGCGCAGCUUUGGGAUAUAGGAAAGAUUGUUGGGAAGAUGUGGCUUGAAACCACCGAUGCGGAAAAAUCAUUCUUUCAACAUGAAUACGAAAUGGAGAAGGCAGAUUACGACAAGCAAAUGAAGAACUUUCAAGGCAAUGGAAUGUCGAAUUACAUGAUGAGCAAGAGUCGAGCCAAAAACAACGAAAAAAUGUCAAGAAGUCGCAUGGACCCCGGAGGUGUUGUGAUUCAACCAGUGGACGAGGACGACGGGGGAAAUGAAAUGAGUACCAGGCGUUUGGCCGGAGUGAGAUUUGAACGGAACAACCGGCUUAUUAGUGAUCUUUUCUCUCCAAGUAUCGUAACUGAUACCAGAAAUAUUGUUCCUCAUCAUCGCAUGGAAAUGCUGAAACGUCAAGCCGCUUCUCUGGGAACCCACCAGAGCAAGCUUGAAGAAGAACUGACGAAACUCGAGAGAGCUCACGACAAUAGAAAAAGAUCUAUCGAGAAGGGAAGCGACGAUUUUCAAGAACAACUGAAAAAAGUAGUCAGCGAGAAGCCGGUUGUCGAUGAGGAGAAGUUUGAGCAGACUGUCAAAGAAUGGGAAGAGAAACUGGCGGCUGCCUACGAAGAGUACAAAAAGAACAAGACAGACUCGGCGACACAUAACGGUAAGCCGUGA